This is a messenger RNA of Sardina pilchardus (European sardine), 1323 nucleotides long. Its product is annotated as amyloid-beta A4 precursor protein-binding family A member 2-like. The transcript has 4 exons. The record is from RefSeq and is a predicted model, not a curated record. The coding region runs from base 331 to 1323 and encodes 330 amino acids. Lineage: Eukaryota; Metazoa; Chordata; Actinopteri; Clupeiformes; Clupeidae.
GGGCAGUCAUCUGCUGUAUUCGUUCUCCAGGUUCCGGGGUGUAUUGCCAAUCUCGGCGACCGGGCCAGUAAGCAGGUGUCUAGGGCAGAGCAUCCACCCUUGCUGUCCGAACGGACCACGGACGCAUUAGGCUACACGCAAACAUCACAACAGAGAAGUCGAUCAUAUCGGGUCUCUGACGGACGGCGGACACACACCCCAGACACACACACACACACUCUCCACCCGCUCCUCCUCCCUGCAGCGCCCGCCUCCGCCUCCCCUCCUCCACCCCUACGCCAAUCGGACUGAGGACUCUAGAGAUGUGUGGACACUAAGCCUCGUCUCUCCAUGGCGUACCGGAAGAGGCCUGGACCCCAGGGGGUUGCCGUGGCGACCGAGCCCCCGUCUCCCCCGCGCCCUAGCUCCGCCCCCUACUCCUCGGAGGACCUCCCCCCUGAGGAGGAGACGCUGCGCGACCCCGAGGAGCCCGACCUGGAAGAGGAAGUGACACCUCCACCGCCGCAGCACCCCGACGACUCCGACCCCCAGGAGCCCGAGCUGCCCGACAGCCGGCCGGAGACGCCUGUCACGCCCGACCACACCCACGAGCACAGCGGCGGCGGUUGCCACGGUCACCACCACCACCACCAUCAGCACCAGCAUCAGCACCAUCACGGUGGCGGUUGCCACGGUCACGGCCACGCGCACGGCCGCGUGGACAGCCUGGACGACUCCAGCUCGGACUACGUGAACAACACGUCCGACGAGGACGAGGAAGAGGAUGAGGAGGAGGAGGACUACGACGAGGGCCUCCCCGAGGAAGACGAGGGGGUCACCUACUACAUCCGCUACUGCCCCGAGGACGACAGCUACCUGGAGGGCCCCGAGGCACCCCCGCUCCCCGUGACCACCCAGCCCACGGAGACGGACGACUGCCAGGAGGCGGUGGAGGAGUGGGUGGACGAGGGGGGGGACGUGGAACCGGAGGGCGACGAGGUUGGGGACGUUCUCCGCUGUGAGGUUCUUGAGCAGGACGCCGACGACCAGCAGCUGUACGACGGGAGACCCGAACCCGUUCUGGACCACCUGCGCCCUCAACAGCCUCCGCUCCACAGCGCCGACCUGCAGGAGGACAACGGUACCGCAGCCCCGGGGCAGGAGAGCGAGACGGUGGGGGAGGACUACCUGCCCAAUGAGGACGAGGAGGUGGAGGACGAAGAGGAGGACGAGGAGGACGAGGAUGACGACGGCAGGGGGGGGCCCACGAGGGCGUGGUGGUGGUGGGGGGGUCGGCGGCGGGCGAGGCGGGUGGAGAGGAGACGGAGGAGGACAUCGACCUGA